Messenger RNA from Penicillium waksmanii, 843 nucleotides. Its product is annotated as hemolysin III family protein. The coding region runs from base 1 to 843 and encodes 280 amino acids. The transcript has 3 exons. Gene Ontology annotation, molecular function: signaling receptor activity. NCBI's taxonomy places the organism in Eukaryota, Fungi, Ascomycota, Eurotiomycetes, Eurotiales, Aspergillaceae. The record is from RefSeq and is a predicted model, not a curated record. Gene Ontology annotation, cellular component: membrane.
AUGUCGUUACAAUGGGACAAGCUAUCUUCUUGGCAACGCGACAACCAACAAAUCCUUUUAGGUUAUCGAACUUCCUCCAAUUCCUUCAGCAAAUCAUUCACAAGCCUCAUAUAUAUUCAUAAUGAAUCCGUUAACAUCUAUUCCCACCUCAUCCCUGCGGUUAUCAUUUCACUCUUCAGCAUCUCAUUCUAUACAGCACUCGCACGCAGAUAUGCAAGCGUCUCAGCGGCAGAUGCCCUAGUUUUUGGCUGUUUUUUCUUGGGGGCUGUCUUAUGCCUGGCCAUAUCGGCAAUAUUUCACACCGUCCAGAAUCAUUCCUCGCGUGUUGCACGCAUCGCAAACCAAGUGGACUACAUUGGUAUCAUAUUGCUGAUUGUCGGGAGUUUUAUUCCUAGUAUUUUCUACGGGUUUUACUACCAUCCCAACUUGCAGAGAGUCUAUUUAACCAUGGUCUGUCCUCAUUUGCUUCUUGGCCACAGCCCCUUACAUAGAUUUUCUAAGAUCACAUCCCUUGGCCUGCUUUGUGCCGCGAUUUCAGCAAAUCCUCAAUUUCGGCACCCCACUUGGCGACCCUUUAGGGCGGGAAUGUUCAUCUCCCUUGGACUAUCAGCACUCUUCCCUGUCGUUCAUGGAGCUAUGAAGUUUGGCCUCAAACAGAUAAACAGGCAGAUCGGUCUUUUCUGGGUUGCUCUGCAGGAGCGCAUAUCUCCUGGCCUCUUCGAUAUCUGGAUAAGCUCUCACCAAAUCUUUCACAUUAUGGUGGUCUUGGCUAUAAUAUCUCACCUUCGAGGAUUGGUCAAUGCCUUUGAUUACAAUCAUAGUGUUAUGGCCUUACAUUGCUGA